Molecule: messenger RNA, 2391 nt
Organism: Sorex araneus (European shrew)
Lineage: Eukaryota; Metazoa; Chordata; Mammalia; Eulipotyphla; Soricidae
Gene: RAB4A
Product: RAB4A, member RAS oncogene family
Exons: 8
Coding region: 181-837 (218 amino acids)
Biological process (GO): Rab protein signal transduction; regulation of endocytosis
Cellular component (GO): postsynaptic recycling endosome
Molecular function (GO): GTP binding; GTPase activity
Source: RefSeq, a predicted model, not a curated record
CCGCCUUGAGGCCGCGCGCCUGCGCCGAGCCCGCUCGCCGGCGCCGCAGCCCGUGCUGGCUGGCGCUGGCAGUGCGUCCCGCCGCCCGCCUCCCCCGGCCCCCGGCGCCCCCGGCCCGGACGCGGUGGGCCCCCGGGAGCUGCAGCCGCCCAGCGGGCGAGAGGCGGUGCCGCUUCCAAGAUGUCGCAGACGGCCAUGUCCGAGACCUACGACUUUUUGUUUAAGUUCUUGGUUAUUGGAAAUGCAGGAACUGGAAAGUCUUGCUUACUUCAUCAGUUUAUAGAAAAAAAAUUCAAAGAUGACUCAAAUCAUACAAUAGGAGUGGAAUUUGGCUCAAAGAUAAUAAAUGUUGGUGGUAAAUAUGUAAAGUUACAGAUAUGGGAUACAGCAGGCCAAGAACGAUUCAGGUCUGUGACAAGAAGUUACUACCGGGGUGCGGCAGGAGCUCUCCUGGUCUACGACAUCACCAGCCGAGAAACCUACAAUGCGCUUACUAAUUGGUUAACAGAUGCCAGAAUGCUAGCAAGUCAGAAUAUCGUGAUCAUCCUCUGUGGGAACAAGAAGGACCUGGAUGCUGACCGUGAAGUUACUUUCCUUGAGGCCUCCAGAUUUGCUCAAGAAAAUGAACUGAUGUUUUUGGAAACAAGUGCACUAACAGGGGAGAAUGUAGAAGAAGCCUUUGUACAGUGUGCAAGAAAAAUACUUAACAAAAUUGAAUCAGGUGAACUAGACCCAGAAAGAAUGGGCUCAGGCAUUCAGUACGGAGACGCUGCCCUGAGACAGCUGCGGUCACCACGUCGCUCACAGGCCCCGAGUGCCCAGGACUGUGGUUGUUAGAAGCAGCACACGAGAAUCCGUGCCGGUUCAUACAGUGGUAUUUGAGACAUGGAACUUGAAGAAUCUGAAGUUUUUUACCACCAUCUUUUUCUACUUUAUAUAUAAGUAGAUCUUUGUGCAAAAAUAUAUAUAUACACAUAUAUAUAUAAAAUCUGGGUUGUUAUGCAAGCUAGUAGAUGUGUGACAGCUAACCAUAUAAUAAAUCUGAAUCAAUGAACAAUGGCAUUAGAUGAAUAUAAGUAUGUAAACAUUUUCCGUUUCAUAUUUUCCCUUUCACCUUGGGUUGAAACCCUGGCUAUAUAUUGUAUAUAUUGUAUUCCUCUGAGCAUGGUAUCUAAUGUAUGGUCUGAUAGAAUGUUGCACUAAAAGCGGUCUUUUAUUUUUUGUAAUCAUAUGAAGUGAAAUCUAUGCAUUGUGAACAGUGUGUUUGAUCAUCAUGUCAGUUAUUAUUUCGCAGUUAUGUUCAUGACCUGAUAUUUAAAGACUGGCAUUUUGGCCAGUACAUUGCUUGCUUGAUUAUGUUUAAUCACAGUCUUACAAGGUGUUUACAUGAUUCACGCUUGAAAUACUAGAUUAGUAGUUACUCAUAUACCAAAAUAAAAUGGAAAAUGUUGUUUUUCCACAAACUGUACUUUGUCCUACACUCUUAAUUUUAAAGCCAGGUCACUUUAUAAUCAAUACGUGCUCUUUUUUAGUUACUGUGAUCCAGCACCAAGGAUUACAGUACAAUUAACCAGUCUAGGCAACUUAGUGUUUUCUUACCAUUGGUUAUAUGCAUUUGACCCAGUAGAAUGGAGUUGCUCUUCUGUUCCUGAUGUGCUGAUCUGUCCUCUUAGAAACACAUUGUUAGGCCGGAGCAAUAGUACAGCACAGGGCACUUGCCUAGCAUGUAGCUAACCCAAGUUAGAUACCUGACACCACAUAUGACCACGUAAGAUCCCCCCAGCACUGUCAGUAGUGAUCACUGAGUGCAGAGUAUGUCCUAACACCACUGGGUAUGGCCCCCCCCUUCCCACAAAAAAGAAACACACUGUUUAUAACUUCUUUUCUGGAUUUCAGUCUUACAGAUUCACUGCCCCUUUUGUAAGUCUUGUAUUGUUUCGUGUUCAUUUUAAAGAAACCCAUUGAACCCAGUUAAUAUUAAGGGGACACCUUUAAUAAAUUUCUGUAUAGCUUUUGCUGAAUACUUAAAUGCCUUACUAAAGUUAUCAAGUUGACUUGUUUUUUGUUCACAUAAGGUAUAUUGAAGUAUGUAUUACAAAGACUUAUUCUAAUAUUUUUUAAAUGUCAGUGUAAAGCACAUAUUAGAACUUUUGUUUAAAGGUGAAAUAUAAUACUUAAGGCUGAAAAGUGAAGCAACAUUCAACUUAUAUGUAUUCUUUCACUGUGACUAUGUAGCUGCAGUCUGGUCAAUGUCAUUACCUUUUUUUAUUUUCUUUAAAGUUGCCUACUGCUUUUGUUAAAGAGAACAAAGACGCCAACAAACUCUGGGAAGUUAGAUUUUAAAAGCCAGUAUGUAUCCAGUGUAUAUCUAUUAUAGAUCUUUUCAUUUGA